Molecule: messenger RNA, 3130 nt
Organism: Labrus mixtus (cuckoo wrasse)
Lineage: Eukaryota; Metazoa; Chordata; Actinopteri; Labriformes; Labridae
Gene: gprc5c
Product: G protein-coupled receptor, class C, group 5, member C
Exons: 5
Coding region: 350-1606 (418 amino acids)
Biological process (GO): G protein-coupled receptor signaling pathway
Cellular component (GO): signaling receptor complex; extracellular exosome; plasma membrane
Molecular function (GO): G protein-coupled receptor activity; protein kinase activator activity
Source: RefSeq, a predicted model, not a curated record
AGAGAGACAGAGAGAGAGAGAGAGAGAGAGAGAGAGAGAGAGAGAGAGAGCUCGUCACAUCAGUCUGCUCGCUCAGAGAAUCGCUCCUGUGGUUCUUUAACUUUUCUCUUUUCUCAGCCGCUUUAACUUGAAGUGGAUUCCUCUUAGACCAGUCUGAUGUGGACUUAAACGAGACUCGGACGUGGUGCUGCAACUUUUUCUUGACUCUCUCAGAGGAUUUAGUGUCCAACCUGCAGUCUGGAGGAGCAGGUGGUGGAGACACGUUACAGAGAAAACCAGCCACACAAAAACAUCCAGGUACCGUCAGGAUCCCGAACGCCUCGUCCACCUCUGGUCUUUCCGUCUAACCAUGGCCGCCAACGUCACCCCUCAGGGUUGCGGCCCUAACCUGGACUCCCUUUACUACAACCUGUGUGACACCAGCUCGGUGUGGGGCGUCGUGUUGGAGGCCUUUGCGGCGGCGGGCGUCGUCUUCACCUUUGUGCUGUUCAUCUCGCUGCUCGCCAGCAUACCCUUCACCCAGGACAAGAACCGGAAAAGCUCGAUCCCCCUUCACGCCUUCUUCCUCGUCUGCACCGGCGGUCUCUUCUGCCUGACCUUCGCCUUCAUCGUGGGGAAGGACUUCGCCACCUGCGCGUCGCGGCGGUUCCUCUUCGGCGUGCUGUUCGCCGGCUGCUUCGCCUGCCUCCUGAUGCAGAGCGUGAGGCUGAACGUCCUCGUCAGGCUGAACGGCGGGCCCCGGGCUUGGGCGCUGUGCCUGGGGGCGUUGGGGCUGUGGCUGGUGGAGGUGGUCAUCAACACCGAGUGGCUGAUCAUCACGGUGGUGCGGCACCCGCUGGGGCCGACGAACGCCACCGUGGAAACGAGCCGAGCCGCGGCCACGCCAUGCAACAUCGCCAACCAGGACUUCGUCAUGGCGCUGAUCUACGUGAUGAACCUGAUCCUGGCGGUGGUGGUGGCAAGUCUGGCCGCCAUGGGGGGCAAAUACAAGCAGUGGAAAAAGGACGCCGCUUGUAUCUUCCUUGCGAGCUUCCUCUCCGUUGGUAUCUGGGUGGCGUGGAUCGUCAUGUACGUCUACGGGAACGAAAGAACCGGAGGCCCGACGUGGGACGACCCGACGCUGGCCAUCGCCUUGGUGGCCAACGCGUGGGUGUUCCUCGUCGUCUACACCAUUCCUGAACUGUGCUGUCUGAGCAGCGACGAGGAGAGCCAGCAGGACGUCGGGGAAGACGUUUACCCGACCAGAGGCGUCGGCUACGAGACGAUCCUGAAGGAACAAAGCUCCCAGAACAUGUUCAUGGAAAACAAGGCGUUCUCGAUGGACGAGCCCAACCAAGCGUCCAAGCCCGUGUCACCGUACAGCGGCUACACGGGUCAGCUGAGGAGUUCAGUGUACCAGCCCACCGAGCUGGCUCUCAUCACCAAAGCAGUGGGAAAUCACCCUCCGGACUCGUCCUUUGACAUGGUCAUUCCCAGAGCGUCCACCAACUCUGCAGCCAACAGCGGGAGCAGCACCCCCUCCACACACACAGACAUCGGGAACGCCGCAUACACUCAGACAAAUGGAAAUAGCGGGAACGGUCUGCACAGGACGUCCCAGUGGUGAGCGCGCUGCGUCUUCCUACACCUCGUCAACCAGAGCUUCCCGCGUGUCCCUUCAUUUGCGCUCGCUGACUCUUUGCUUGCUGUUAUGGAUGUUUCCCUAAGCUGGUUUCUAAGAGGGAAGCCUUAGCCCCGGACAUGUGGAGGGUGAAAGCUGGAUCAUCACAGCUGAUUGAAAAACGAGCUAAACCAGCCUUUUGAGUGCUUAACUUUUGCAGCGGGGGUAUCAGACAGUGUAGAGCUUCAUUUGGAAGUCAAAGCGCGGGGGAUGAAGCCUCGGCUUUGCUGCACAACAAAGACUUUUUUUUUUUUUGCAAACGUCAACAUUCACUGAGAGCAAAAAACUUUGAGCUCCCGGCUGCACCCGGUCGCACGGAUGAAGAGUGACAGUGCAGGCCGUGCUGAAGAGAAGAGCUGGACAACUGUGAGGAGAGUUUGUUCAAUAUAUUCAUGUGUACACACACACAGGCAGAAGAUUGCUACUUCCCCCUGCAAACACUGUAAACAAACUGAAUUACUGUCAUCGCAGCCAUCACGGGAAGAUCCCUCACCGGCAAGGCAACACACGGCGGAUACACUUCAAUUAUAGCUUCAAGUUGAGCUUUAAAUACGAGAGAUAUUGUGCACGGUUGAAUAAUAAGAGCCUGUGUGCCUGGAUUGUGAAUAUUCAAUAGUACCCAUGCAGCUCACUUCUAAAUGACGCUAUUUGUGUUAAAUCGAUGUAAAUAUGUUGCUAAUGUGUCAACGUUUGUUCACUGCAUGAAGGCACUGUAUGAAUAUGUAUAUAUGCAUCGCUAAUACUAUUUAAAGCACGACUGUGUGCUGUUCAAUUUUUAUUCAUUUGAACCAAUCAAACAAUAAUUUAGAUGGUUUCACUGCACGUCCUAGAAUGUUUCUUUAUUAACACAAAAUAGGUUAAAGCGCCCCUGAAGUCCCAAAAAGUGACCUUCUUUUGUGUGCACAAUUUUAUUAAAGGAGCAGUAUGUAACUCUGCUCCUAGUGUUUAAAAUGGGUACUGCAGUCUAAAUUCUAAACAUUGUAGAGAGCUGUCAGUCUGUCCUCGACACACCGGUCUGUGUUGACAACUCUUAUCAGCUUUUGCAUCUCAAUGUUAUUUUAUGUAAACAAACAAAAAAAUCAAACAAAUUUCUGACCUUUCAGUAGAUUGACAACCUACUUUACCUUUUGAGCCGAAGCCACCAUCCAUCAACUAUCCUUCUGGGACAUUGUGUUAGAGGGGAAAAACAUGGAAACUUAAACUUAAAAAUGUCACUUCAGAUCCAGAAGCUUCUUGCCAUAAAGCGAUUACAUCAUCACCACUGUACAGCCUGAACCAAAGAUAUGCUAUUUGAAGACUGAACCAUAUUUCAUCAUGUGAAGAAAUCCCUGUGUGACAUGUUGUCUGUCCAGAGGAGUCACAGUCAAGUUUAUUAAAAUGCCUUCACUUACAUUUCCAUUGAUUGCCAGUCUGCUGCCACUCUGUGAUUUUUCAGUUAAUAAAUAAUAAGUUACCUUGUGAUGCUCUGAA